Molecule: messenger RNA, 4508 nt
Organism: Canis lupus familiaris (dog)
Lineage: Eukaryota; Metazoa; Chordata; Mammalia; Carnivora; Canidae
Gene: PRELID3A
Product: PRELI domain containing 3A
Exons: 7
Coding region: 91-609 (172 amino acids)
Biological process (GO): phospholipid transport
Cellular component (GO): mitochondrial intermembrane space
Molecular function (GO): phosphatidic acid transfer activity
Source: RefSeq, a predicted model, not a curated record
CAGGCUCCGGCAGGGAGGCGCCGGGCGCGCAGAGUCGGGAGCGCGCAGCCGGGGUCGGGAGCCCGCGCCCGGUGCCGGCGGCCGGCGGCGAUGAAGAUCUGGAGCUCGGAGCACGUGUUCGGCCACCCUUGGGACACCGUCAUCAAAGCUGCCAUGAGGAAGUACCCGAAUCCAAUGAACCCCUGUGUCGUGGGAGUGGACGUGCUGGAGCGCAGUGUGGACGGCCGGGGCCGGCUGCACAGCCACCGCCUCCUCAGCACUGAGUGGGGGCUGCCCGGCUUCGUGAAAGCGAUUUUGGGAACCAGUAGGACUUUGACAUACAUCAAAGAACAUUCUGUGGUGGAUCCAGUAGAAAAGAAAAUGGAACUGUGUUCCACCAAUAUCACACUCACAAACGUGGUGUCGGUGAACGAGAGGCUGGUGUACACACCCCACCCGGAGGACCCUGGAAUGACGGUGCUCACGCAAGAAGCCAUCAUCACCGUGAAGGGGAUCAGCCUCGGCAGCUACCUGGAGAGUCUGAUGGCCAGCACCAUCUCCUCCAACGCCAAGAAGGGGUGGGCGGCUAUUGAGUGGAUAAUUGAAAAUUCUGAGCGCGCCGUGAGCUAACGGGGUCUGCCCCUGGACCUAAUGCUGAACAGUGAUGCCUCACCCAAAAAUCAAAGAAGAAAGAAAGAAAGAACAGAAGAAAAAAAGGAAGGAAGAAAUAAGUGAACCUUGAAUAUGGUUCGCCCAGUCUGGGAGAGGUGUGGAAUCUGCUGGAAUCUGCCACUUGCCUGGUCACAGUGUCCACCGGGCUCUUCGGCGAGACCACUCAAGACAGGAGGCCCAUCUGUUGCAGAGUGAGACCCAAAGAAGGGAAGAACCCCCCAGCAGGAGGAGGGCAAGGGCCGCAAAGCUGCCAUUCUGCCGCUGCCCACUAGCCAGCCACCCCCGGGCCGUGUUGUCAGACUGCUGUGGGGCCUUGUCUGUCUUCCCCGGGGCAGCAGCUCCCAGCAAUUUUCUGCUGACUCUUGGGAUCUUACUAAACAAGUUUACUCUCUCCUGAUGACUCCCCAUUUCCUUCCCAUGCCUCUUGGCCAACUGCCGGCACUGCCAGUCUCUUCACACGUAUCUGGCCACUCUCUGUCACUUCAGAUGCUGUCGCCAUGCAUCCUUCUUCCUGCGGUUAAUGUGGGUCUGCACAUGCUAGAAUAGGGGCAUUCACCCCCAUGGUGACGUGUGUGGUGACAGCACUGUGAGCUGUCCCAUCACACAGUUGGAACCGGCCAAGGGAGCAAAGUGCUCUGCCUUCAGGCUGUGGCUGGCUUGUCCUGGGCUCCUGGACCAGUGACCCCAGGGGCUGAAUGAAGGCUUGUUACUUGUCACCAUUCAGACCUGUCCCUGAGGAGGCUCAUGCACGUGGAGCCAUUGUGAGGAGGUGGUCACAAAAUGCUUGUGAGCUUGAGCUGUCCUAUUAGCUUCUUAAGGUACUUCCCAGUGGGGAGUUUUAACUUCCCCCUUUUCAGAAGUAGACUAUAAAAUCUUUCAGUAUGCUUCAAAAUCUAAAAACUUUAGAGAAGGCCUCCUCCUUAAACGAUGAGUAGAACUGUGUCUACCAUUUUUUAGAUAAUGCUUUUUGUUUGAUAAUAGUACUUCUAAUCCAACAUGAAAUACUCAUUUAUAUUUUUAACAGAAUAUUUUAUGCUUAAGGGUGUAUGAGAGGCUCAAUUGGUUGAGCAUCUGCCUUUGGCUCAGGUUGUAAUCCCAGGGUCCUGGGAUCGGGCUCCCUCCUCAUCCGGGAGUCUGCCUCUCCCUCUCCCUGCUCACACACUCUCUCUCUCUCUCUCUGACAAAUAAAAUAAUAAAAGUUUUUUUUAAAAAAAGAAUAUAUUAUAGCUCAUGGUAAAUCAGAGUUAAAGGAUUUAAAAUAUUUAAAUAAUUUAAAAUAACCUGCCCUUACUCCUUCUGCAAAGCACAUUUCUACCCUUCUAAGGGGACGCUUGACACUUUUGGCAGUUUUUGGCUUUUACUGCUAGAUUCCUAAGUAAGUAUAUCCUGCUAUUUCUUCAUUUGCCAAUUUUAGACAUUAUCGAUAUAUUAUUUACCUGUUUGGUAAACUAUUAUUUUCUCUCUGUCAUCUCUUCCUCUCCUCUCCCUUUCCCUCAAAAUAGCUAUAUUAUUGAAAGCACAUUCAGAGUUUCCAUAAUUCUGAAAAUACAAAUACAGAGCUAUUGCUUGUCACCAGGCCAUAACUGCAUUUUCUUUUUUAUACAGCUGUAUUAUACCCUUUGGGGAUAAUAAUUGUCUUAUUAUUUUCACCUAUUUUAUUUUAUUUUUUAAAGGUCUCUGGCUGAGCCCUUGCACACCUCCACUCACUCUGCAGUACCUCAUGAUGUCAUUUUCCAUAGGUCAGUCUUUUGGGGUAACCCCUUCCCAGAUUCCCAGGCACCGUCCUUUCUGGAAGUCAGGUUUUACUCUCUGACUGAGCAGCCAUGUAGCUGUCAUCCCCUUUUUUGAGCAUUUCUGGGCAUUUCCUUGACCCUCUUUCCUGGAGCCCUUUUUUUCCCUGCUUCCCUACUUCCUCUUUCUCUUUCCUGUCACAGGAUGGAGAACAUCUCAUCAUGGCUUCUAAUACUUCGCACAUCUGAAAAUGUCACUUCUAUUCUCAUGGUUCAUUCAUAGCAUACCUGGACAUAUAAUUCUAAAACAAAAUACUUCCCCUCAGAGUUUUGAAGGCAUUGUUCUGUUGCAUUCCACUCUGAUUAUUGAUCCUCUGUAUGUGACUUCUUUUUUCUCUCUGAAAACUUUUAGGAUCGCUUUAUCCUUGAUGUGAAAUUUCAUGCACUUAAGCCUCAUUUGAAGUGAACUUUAAAAAUUCAUUGUGUUGCACUGUGCAUGUUAAAUUCCUAAUUUUGAUAUUGUAUUAUAAUUAUGCAAAAUGUUAUUGGAGGAAGUGGGUAAAGGGUAAAUGGGACAUUUCUGUAAUAUCUUUGCAGCUUCUUGUGAAUCUAUAAUUUCAAUAUUAAAAGUUAAAAAAAUAUAAAUAGUAACAUCAUGGAAAAUGGUAGAGGUAGGUGUUCCCAGGAUUGGUCUCUCCACUGAAAUAACCAAUAAGCUGGCAAAAAGUGACAGAAUCAACUUUUGUAGGACUGUGAAUUAUAAUAGAAUACUUCAACCAAGAGAGCACUUAAUGAAUCUUGAUUAAUGCACUCUGAAGAUUUUGGACUUGCCAGCCUCCAUAAUUAUGUCAGCCAAUUGCUUAAAAUAAUGUCUGUAUAUAGACACACAUUCUAUUGGUUCUGUUUCUCUGGAGAACCCUAAUACAUUAUUUAAGCCAAAUUUUUAUCAAUUCAAAUUAGAUUUUUCUGACUUUAAGACACUAAUUAUAAUCACCAGGGUAAUCAGUAAGAAAAUAAUGAAGACAUAUCCAGAAAAGAAUCCAGGAAUCAAAAUGUACUCUAGAAAAAAAAAAAUCAAACACAACAGAUGAGAAUGGAAAGAAUUCAGGAACAGAAAAUUAUGAAACUCACAGAAAACAAUGAACAAUGUAAGAAGUUAGUGCUUCUUUAGCAUUAAUUACUUUAAAAGUAAAUAGAUUAAACUCACCAAUUAAAGGACAGAGAUUGGCAGAAUGGAUGAAAAAACAUGAUCCUCCUAUAUAUGCUACCAGAGACUCACUUUAGAUACAAAGACAUAAACAAAUGGCUGGAAUGUGAAAGGACUGAAAAAGAUAUUCCAUGGAAAUAAUAACCAAGAGAGCUGAAAUGACCAUACUAAUCUCAGACAACAUCUACUUUGGGUCACAAAUGAUUACAAGAAAACAAGGACAUUAUAUAUCAGUGAAAGGGUCAGUUCAUCAAGAAGACAAAAGUUUUAACCAUUUACACACCAAGCUCCAAAGCCCCCAAAUAUAUAAAGCAAACAAUAGCAGAACAAAGGGAGAAAGACAAUUCUCCAAUAAUAGCUGGAGACUUCAAUAAUCAACUUUCAAUAAUGGAUAAGACAUCUAGACAGAAGAUCAAUAAGGAAAUGGAGGACUUGAAUACUAAAAAAAAAAACUUGACCUAACAGACAUUCAUAUAAUACUUCAUCCAAUAGCACAAUACACAUUUUUCUCAAGAGCCCAUGGAUUAUUCUCUAGGACAAACCAUAUAUUAGGCCAAACACCAAGUCUCAAUAAAUUUAAGAAGACUUAAAUCAUACAAAGUAUCUUUUGUGAUCCCAGUGAAGUGAAAUUAGAAAUCAGCAGUACAAUAAGGUAAAUAAAGAAAUACGUGGAAUUUUAAAACUAUAUUUCUAAUAACUAGUGAAUCAAAGAAGAAGUUACAAAUGAAAUUAAAACAUUUUAAGAUGAAUGAAAAUGAAAACACAACAUAUGAAAACUUACAGGAUGCAGUGAGAGCAGUUAUCAGAGGGAAAUACACAUUGCAAAUACCUCCAUUAAAAAAGAGGAAAGAUCUCAAAUCAUUUUUUUUAUAGGAGAGAAAAUUUUAUUUUUUAUUUUUAAGAUUUUAUUUAUUUAUUCG